AUGGCUUUUCAAGUGGCAGUAAACCCUCCAGGUGGUGUGUGGCAAGAUGACGUUCCAGGCGAUCCUCUCAACACCAAUCCAAACUCACAUAAAGCAGAAAAUGGAUCAGCAACUCAUAACGGCAACCGCUUCCUGGUUGGGCGUGAUAGCACUAAUCGUCUUCGGCCACAGUAUCCGGCUGAUCCUAAUAUGGUUGCGCGUGAUUAUGCUGUGUUCACUGCACCAUUCUUCGUGGAAGAAGAUGGUAAUCUCAAAUACCAAAACCUUUUUGAUGCCAUGUUGGGUUCUGUGUAUGCUGCUAUUGAGAAGAUCAGCGGGUCCUCUGUGAGGAUUGUUGUGUCCGAAACAGGUUGGCCGAAUGUGGCUGAUUUUGUAUCAACCACGGAAAAUGCACAGGAUUAUUUGAAUGGGUUGAUCAAACAUGUGAAAGGAUCAGAAACUCCCAGAAAACCCAAUUGGCCUAUUGAGACUUACAUAUUUGCAAUGUUCGAUUGGAAUGCCAAGGAUGGACCAAAACUCGAGAGACACUAG
Molecule: messenger RNA, 531 nt
Organism: Nelumbo nucifera (sacred lotus)
Lineage: Eukaryota; Viridiplantae; Streptophyta; Magnoliopsida; Proteales; Nelumbonaceae
Source: RefSeq, a predicted model, not a curated record